GGGAGAAGGACGCGGACGACGACCACGACGACAACGACGACACGGACGACGACGACGAGAACGACGACGACGACGACGACGACGACGCCGACGAGAACGACGACGACGGCCACGACGACAACGGCCACGACGACGACGGCCACGACGACGACGGCAACGAAGACGACGGCGACGACGAAGCCGCAGCGACGACCGGUGUCAGCUGCUCCCGCGUCCGGCGCAACGGUUCCAGCCGGCCGCCGGGGCGCGGCGGUGCCCCGGGGCGGCGCGGAGGCGGAGAGGGGGAGAGAGGCGAGCAGAGAACGAAGAGAAGAAGAAGAAGAAGGCAGGCGCAGGCGCCGCGCCCGCAGCAUGGCCAUCGCCAUCAGCGCGGUGCAGAAAGGGGAAGGGGGGGGGGCGGCCGGCGGCAGAGACCU
Messenger RNA from Prorocentrum cordatum, 416 nucleotides. Lineage: Eukaryota; Dinophyceae; Prorocentrales; Prorocentraceae. The record is from the annotation of a GenBank genome assembly.